Messenger RNA from Schistocerca americana (American grasshopper), 855 nucleotides. RefSeq names its product NK1 transcription factor-related protein 2. Gene Ontology annotation, biological process: regulation of DNA-templated transcription. NCBI's taxonomy places the organism in Eukaryota, Metazoa, Arthropoda, Insecta, Orthoptera, Acrididae. The transcript is spliced from 7 exons. Gene Ontology annotation, molecular function: DNA binding; DNA-binding transcription factor activity, RNA polymerase II-specific. Bases 1 to 855 code for a protein of 284 amino acids. The record is from RefSeq and is a predicted model, not a curated record.
AUGGCGGGACACGAGGCCAGCUGCGACGAGGACCCGCUCUCUGUGGCGCUGCAGCUGCCGGCGGAGUCCGGCUCUGACGCCGAGGAGGAGGGAGAGGACGCAGGGGGCCCGAGGAAGGCGGCUGUCGCGGGCGUGCGGGGGCGGCGGGGGCGGCCUGGCGGCGACGCGGGCGCCAGGCAGCCCUGCAAGUUCUCCAUAGACAGCAUCCUCGGGCUGGGGACGGCGGUUCAGAGGCUGGAGACGGAGUUCAUGGACUUGGGCUGUGGCCGGGAGUCGAACCCAGCAAGUAGGCCGCAGCACAUCGCUCGUCCAGAGCCGAGGCUUCCUUCGCCCGAUAUUGUGGAGCCCAUUCCACACAGACCCGCCCGGUCGUCCGCUACUAAUGGCAACCGCUCCGAGAAGAGCCGCUGUACUGCACCGCCGAUCGAAGUACCAGCCGACCGAGAGGAACCACAUCUCCGGCUCGAUCGACGGACGUCUGCAUCUAUUGCCGGUACCUGCGGCACUGCUGGCGGUGUCUGGCAGUUCCGGGACGCCCCCGCCGCCGCCAGCGUCCUCUUCGGGGGCAUCGUCGGGGGCGGCGUCGGCGUCUGCAGCGCCCCGAAGCCCUCUGGAAGGCGUUCUCGGAAGCCGGGGCUGGACCGGAAGCCCCGCCAAGCGUACAGUGCCAAGCAGCUGGAGCGGCUCGAAGCCGAGUUCAAGCUGGACAAGUACCUGAGCGUCAGCAAGCGGAUGGAGCUGAGCAAGGCUCUGGCGCUGACGGAGGUGCAGAUCAAGACGUGGUUCCAGAACCGGCGCACCAAGUGGAAGAAGCAGCUCACCUCCCGCCUCAAGAUGGCUCACAGGCAGCUGUAG